CGAAGGUUCACUUGCACGUGAUAUGUCCUCAGUUCUUGUCAAAUUUUCGCCUCUCUUUUUGCGGCUCUUGCCUUCGAAAUUACCAAGAAAAAGAAUGCUUUGUGACUCACAGUUCACUUCUUUCAUUUUCCUUGAUCUUGAAACAACAGGACUCAAAAAUCCUCGUGGAAUUACUGAGCUAAGCAUGAUAGCUGUAGAACGAGAACAUAUCCUUGAGAGUUCCGCAACCAAAACAGUCCCUCGUUUGCUCGAUAAAUUUACCACUUCGGUUAGACCUACGAAAGCGAUCGAGUCAGAUGCUUCUACGAUAAGCAGGAUAUCAGAAGGAGAUCUCGAGAGGAAGAAAGAAUUUGAUAUUGAGCUUGGAAGAAUUGUCAAAUCGUUCAUCAUUAGACAACCACAACCAGUGUGUUUGGUUGCUCACAAUGGCGACAGCUUUGACUUCAAAAUUCUUGUUUCUCAUCUUCAAGCUGUCGGAACAACUCUACCUGGAACAGUUCACGCCUCUGAUUCGGUCAAAGCGUUCCGAAAACAAUACAAAGAAGCUGAAAAUGGGAGAAAUAAUGAAGAGGUUGUGGGAGAAGAUGUGAAUCGAAAAGGAAAGCGAAUUUGUUCCUUAAAACAUUUGUAUAGUACCUACGUUGGCGGGGAAAUCGUUGACACCCAUAGUGCAGAGGCAGAUGCGUUUGCUCUGCUAAAACUCGUUGUCCAUAAGCCAGAAAUACUGAAAUACUUAGAGGAUGAAGCACGUCGACUUUUUCCCCAAGAGGAGGAAAUUGCAAGGGAUCCCGAAGAACCACAGAUGUGUGUGGAAGAAAAGUUUGCAAGCCAAGUUCAAAAUGCAAAUUCUCCACCGUUAGAAAAGGGCGGACAACGUAAUGAUUGCUCUUUAUCUUAAUUUAAAACAGUUGAAGGGUGAAAACCUUAGCUGAUAUUUGCCCUUAUCAUGUGAUUAUCUUAGAUAUAAUAGUGAUUGAAAUGUCUACAAUUUAACCCUUUAACUCCCAAGAUCUUAUUGUCAAUUCUCCCCUCUUGCUGCCACACAUUUCCUUAUUCAUUGGUCAGGAGAAAUUGGUGUUUGAUAAAGAUAAAAUCUUGAGGUUGAAUAAUCUCAUUGGCUGUUUUAUGGAUAAUUUAUGAAUAUUAUAGGAAUAAGUUACACAUUAAUCACUUCUAAGAGUUAAAGAGUUAAGCACCUUCUUGACUAUGAUGAUCCAGUCUGUAGUGUAUGGCAGAUUUUGACGAGAUCUCAUGCAUGCAAAGGCAAUUCUGCCAUGUGAAAUGCAUGGUAAGAAAGGAAAAACUUGAGUGCGCAUGUGCUAUACUCUGUAGACAGAGUGAUGAUGACCUCCACUCAGGGUUUUAAUUAUUCAGUCACUUUCACAAGGUGCAAUCUCUUUCAAGAUUGCUCUUAUUGAGACCAUCACAGAAUGCAGUCUGAUAAAAAAGACAAGCAAACCAAAACAAAGCGGUUGUAAUUUGUAAAUAUUUUAAACAGUGGUUAUAUGCUAUACAGUUGUAUUUUAUCACAGAUAUGGGGGUGCACUGAUUUUAAAUGUAUUUUUAAAAUGUUCCUUUUAUCGUGUUGUUAAUAUGUAUAGGUAAUGACAUGUUUCUUACAAUUUGAUGUUAAUAAGCAUGAGUACAUUUUUCAAAGACAACAAAAUUGCAUGAGCCCAUAGGGCAAGUGAAAUUUAUAAUCUUUGAAAAAUUUAAAAGUGCUUAUCAUACCAAAUUGCAAGAGGAAUCAUGUUGCUACUUUUUUUAUAAUGAACAUAAAAAACAUCAUAGAAAGUCAUGACCAAUAUGCACAAUUUGUAAUUUGCACUGGUGUUGCAAGAGAAUGCUCUUGUUUUUCAGCCAGUUAGAAGUGGGUAAUUUUUUCCAUGUACAUUAUAAUGAUGUUAAUCAGUGACUAACCAUUUUGAGAUUAGAAUAGCUGAGGCUGAGUGUUUGGCCUUUUACAGUUAUAAUUAGGAGGUCUUGGGCCCAGUUAUUCAAGGGUGGACAGUGCUACCCAAAGGAUAAAUCACCCUCCAGCCAGAAACUUUUAACAUGAUGUUCUUUUCUAUCCAUGGGAUAGAGACUUUUCCAGUAUAUAGCAUUAUCCUUCCUUGAAACAUCUCUCAGAGGCUAAGUGGCUAUGUAAUUUGCUCUAUUAUGGAUGAAGAGGUCUGGCGCACAGUUGUUGAAAUGGCCAAUAGCACUACCCAAAGGAUAAAUCACUCUCUAGCUGAUAGGUGUCAAUAAAACAUACUUUGCUGUC
Pocillopora damicornis (cauliflower coral) is the source of this 2266-nucleotide messenger RNA. RefSeq names its product three prime repair exonuclease 2. Lineage: Eukaryota; Metazoa; Cnidaria; Anthozoa; Scleractinia; Pocilloporidae. Gene Ontology annotation, biological process: DNA catabolic process. The record is from RefSeq and is a predicted model, not a curated record. Gene Ontology annotation, molecular function: nucleic acid binding; 3'-5'-DNA exonuclease activity. Gene Ontology annotation, cellular component: cytoplasm.